AUGACAUCUAGAGAAAAUUUUUUAUAAAAAUAAUUAAAAAAAACAAAUAAUUUUUGGUAGUUAGAAAAAAUCGAAUAUGCUCUGCAAUAAUGGUUAAAAAUAAGUUAAGUGCUAAUUUAAUCUAAAAUUUCAAUCUUAAGAAAUACAAGGAUUGAUGAAAUAAUAAGUCUAUAAUUAUAAGGGUCUUUUGGAGUUAGAAGAAAGCCUUAUAAAACUAUUGUGAGAGCUUCUUGCUAAUUUAUAUUAUUCCUAUUGAUAAAUGUAUCNUAGCCUACUAUUGGAAUCGACUUUCUUUCAAAAUGCAUUUAGGUAGACAAUAAAACAGUAAGAUUGUAAUUAUGGGAUACUGCUGGCUAGGAACGUUUUAGAUCGUUGAUUCCAUCUUAUAUAAGGGAUUCUCAUGCUGCUGUACUUUGUUAUGAUGUAUCAAGUAUUAUUUAAAUUUAUGCUUUUAGAUUACUAGACAUUUGCAGAUAUAAAAUCAUGGCUUGAGUAUGUAAGAGAAGAAAGAGGAUCUGAUGUAUUGGGUGUACUCAUUGCAAAUAAAAUUGAUAUUGAAGAAAGGUUAAGUAUUGAUUAAUUUAAGAGUUGUAACAAAAGAAGAAGGUGAAAAAUUUGCAAAAGAACAAGAAUUACUCUAUUAUGAAGUAUCAGCUAAGGAGGGAACCAACGUUUAAUCAACUUUUAAGAAUCUUGCCUUGAAACUCUUUGGUCCAAUCUAAGAUGUUGAUUAGCCAACUACUUUAAGUUAAUAAGAUUCUAAUUAAGUUCCUUAAUCCACUAUUGAUGGCAAAAUUUAAUUAAACAAAUAAAGCCAACAAAACCCUUAAACAGAUUAAUAGAAAUGUCAAUGUUGA
Paramecium primaurelia is the source of this 857-nucleotide messenger RNA. The record is from the annotation of a GenBank genome assembly. NCBI's taxonomy places the organism in Eukaryota, Ciliophora, Oligohymenophorea, Peniculida, Parameciidae.